Molecule: messenger RNA, 2208 nt
Organism: Lachnellula hyalina
Lineage: Eukaryota; Fungi; Ascomycota; Leotiomycetes; Helotiales; Lachnaceae
Gene: ap1b1
Product: AP-1 complex subunit beta
Exons: 5
Coding region: 1-2208 (735 amino acids)
Biological process (GO): vesicle-mediated transport; intracellular protein transport
Cellular component (GO): membrane coat
Molecular function (GO): clathrin binding
Source: RefSeq, a predicted model, not a curated record
AUGAGUUCAGGCGCGGGAGAUGCGAAGCUCUUUGCGAGAGAUAUGUCCAUGAUGUUUAUUCCCCACUACAUUCCACCUUCGGGCUAUGGAAGCUUUCGCUCACCAUAUCUUCGCACUCCACAGGGCAAAGUCGCGGAAUUACGGUUGGAGUUGAAUAGUGGAGGGAAGAAGGACAAGAACCAUGCGGCGAAGAAGAUUGCCCUCAAGAAGAUUGUCGCCAAUAUGACCAUGAGCAACAAUGAUAUGGUGGCCCUGUUUCCGGAUAUCGUGGGUUGCAUGCAAAUACCGAGUCUAGAGAUCAAGAAAAUGUGCUUCUUAUUUCUAGUCAACUACGCUCGAAUGAAGCCCGAGGUUGCUUUGAAAGCACUUCCAACAUUAGAAGAGGAUAUGCACGACUCGAAUCCUCUCGUGAGAGCAUUGGCACUGCGAACAAUGUCAUACAUAUACGUUAAAGAAUUUGUCCAUGCUACCCUUUCUCUUACCAAGAACCUUCUCCGAGACGCAGAUCCAUAUGUUCGAAAAACGGCCGCGUUCUGCGUUGCAAAACUAUAUGAUCAUGACAGAAAUCUAGUUGAGAGUUCUGAUCUAAUUGAUAGGCUGAAUUCGAUGCUCAGGGACGACAAUCCCACCGUGGUUGCAAGCGCUCUUGCAAGUCUGAUGGACAUCUGGGAAAGGAGUGAUGCAAUCAAGCUCACCAUUGAUUAUGGCAAUGCUUCAAAAAUGGUGCAAAUCUUACCAGACUGCUCAGAAUGGGGUCAAACAUACAUCCUCGAGGCUCUAAUGUCAUACAUCCCCCAGGAGACAUCCGAAGCCUUACUCUUAGCUGAGAGAAUAUCUCCACGACUCUCACACACAAACUCAGCAGUGGUUCUUACUUGCAUAAGAGUAAUACUCUAUCUGAUGAAUUACAUUGCAGAUCAGAGGCAAAUAUCGCUUUUAUGUCGGAAAUUGUCACCGCCUUUAGUGACAUUACUGGCAAAAGGGCCCGAAGUGCAGUAUUUGGCUCUAAGAAACGCUUUGUUAAUCUUGCAGAGGCGGCCAGAGGUGCUUCGAAACGAUAUACGGGUAUUUUUCUGCAAAUACAACGAUCCAAUUUACGUAAAAGUCACGAAAUUGGAGUUAAUAUUUAUGCUGGCUACGGAGAAAAAUAUCGAGGAAGUUUUGACCGAGUUACGAGAAUAUGCAACAGAGAUCGACGUUCAUUUCGUACGCAAAUCUGUCCGAGCAAUUGGCAAGCUGGCCAUCAAGAUCGAGCCAGCAGCAAGGCGAUGUAUAAACACGUUACUAGAGCUCGUGGCUACAAAGGUCACCUACAUCGUUCAAGAAGCGACAGUGGUGAUCCGGAACAUCUUCCGAAAAUACCCCAACCAAUACGAAUCCAUUAUCUCCACCCUUUGCGAGAACCUGGACUCACUAGAUGAACCUGAGGCGAAGUCGGCUAUGAUCUGGGUCAUUGGCCAAUAUGCAGCUCGAAUUGAAAACUCGGAUGUGCUGCUGGACGAUUUCCUUUACACUUUCGCAGACGAGCCAGUCGAGGUGCAAUUAGCGCUUCUUACCGCAACAGUCAAGCUGUUCAUUCAACGGCCAACAAAGGGGCAAGAACUCGUCCCGAAAGUCCUCAAAUGGGCAACCGAGGACACGGAUAACCCGGAUUUAAGAGAUAGAGGCUACAUGUACUGGCGUCUACUAUCAUCAGACAUGGAAACCGCCAAGGCAGUAGUAAUGGGCGAGAAGCCAGCAAUCACCGCCGAAACCGAAAAGCUAGACCCAGCAACGCUGGAAGAAAUGUGUCUCAACGUCGGCACACUUGCAACUGUCUACCUCAAGCCAGUCCAGCAAGUCUUCCGCUCUGCACGGCCUCGAAAAUUAGCCGAUAGUCCCGCUCUACAAAAGCAUACCCUUCCAACAGCCAAAGGCCUCGAUGGGCAAAAAUCACUUUCGACCUUUGGUAUGGACAAUCAACCCGCUAUCAGACCCACGCAAAACGGCGACCUUGCCGCGGCGGUCGAUGCAGCGGAUGAAUUCUUCGCGGGUGUAGGGAAUCAGCAGAUGGCGCAGAUGCAUAUUAAUGGACAAGAGGAUGGAUUUGGAGGGAGCCCAACUGUGGGGAUGGGCGAGAUGCAGUAUGUGGUUAAUCAAAAUGCACCGGAGCAGGCGUAUCACCCUACGACAGGUGGGGGGGCGAAUGGGGAUUUGCUUAUGUUGUAA